CAACUAUAUUGAAGAUGCCUUCCGAGGUUUAUCCGAUACCUCGUGUCUCUUGAACCCCGCUUCUAGGCAUCUCGGGCUAUUCCCUUCUUGCGUUUGUUGUUGGUUCGUAACAGUAUGGCAUACAUACACGUACACGUACACGCGCGCAGCUGCUAGCUACCUAGGUACAUAUUAAACGCCAACCAUGAGGCAAAACGAUAAGCAAGUUAUACUACCACCUCAGCCUAACCCUCAGGUAGGGCUGGGCGCGGCCACCGCCAACGCCACCGCUCCCCUGCUGCUAGGCGAAUACAUGCGGCACGCCGUUAGCUCUCCUUCCUCCUCCUCUCCCUCCACCGCUUCCCUCCCAACGCAGCAUGGAUCAUCGCUGGCGAUCCUCGAACGAGACCGCACGAACCACAUCCUGCUGUACAACGGGUGCUUCAACCCACCGCACCGCGGACAUCUUGCACACCUCGUCCACGCGUUCCGAUACGCCGGCGCGGGUCUGCACGUCGUGGGUGCCGCGAUCCUGGUCGCGGACGACCUGUACCUCAAGUGGAAGCUCGCGGGACGGCACGGCGCGCAGAGGCUCGGCCUCGAGCAGCGGAUGAGACUGUGGACGGAGGAGCUGGCGCGGACCGAGGUGCGCCGCCGCGGCGACGACGGAGACGCUAUUAUUGGUGAGUGGUGCUGGGUAUUCUCGGAGACGCUGUGGCCGCUGUACGUGGAUAGGCUAGAACAUUCGUUCGACCGCGACGGAGUCGAUGUCGAGUUUGUAAGACUCGCGGGGGGGGACAAGGUGACGGUUGAGUGGGUGGAACAUGGGGUGUGGGGCUGUGAUAGUAUGAUCACAACCGAUGUCAGUCGACCGGUUGAUUUCUACUCUAACAAUGCCGGCGAGUUUUCUCUGCCGAGACCGCUGAGGGGUCAUAGUGGUUGGGAGACGGUGGUCGGAAACAGGCAAGGAAAUCCUACCCGGGAGGGAAGGGAUAAUACAGUGGACAGGAACAAUACCGUACCAUCGUCUUCGAUAUCAUCACCGCAGCAAGGAAGAAUUAUUCUUACCACAUCGCAAUAUAGCCGAGAUGUAUGGACAUGCAGCCACCAGGGGAACGGCUGUACUAUCUACUUUAUCCCUAGCAGCCACGUCGAGCGCAUCGAUCCUGACCUGAGCUCAACUAAGAUUCGUGAAAUCAUGGCUGACAGUGAUAAUCUCGAUGUGAACCAGCUCGAGGAGAAGCUACGCGGGAUGGCGCUAAGCCCGGGGUUGCUGGCACAGUAUAUCAAGGAGACCAAAAUAGUGAAGGGCGUACAAGUCACAGGUAAAGUAAGGAACAGAGGUUAGGGAAAGUAGAAAUGAUAGACUAGAGACAGGUAAGAGGGAUGAACUGCGCGAAGCAUAGUCCGAAGGUUAAUGUUAAUAUGUACUUGAUACCGCCUGAAUGAUAUCACAUAGAAGGAGGUAGCUAAGGUUUCGCAGCCAACAGUGAGGCAGGGCGAGAAAAGAAUAUCAAAACUAAUUUAUGGUACGAAAAACCCCCCAGUAAGGGUUGUUUGAUGUCAAGUUAAGGCAAAUAAGACCUCUCUCAACAACCCUUUUCCCGCCUCAAAAAGGGCUACCACCAACCACCUUCUGCCCCUUUUAUUGCUCCAUUUCCUACCCUACAUACCCCCUACGCGUCGGCUUAAACAACAUCCUAUGAAACAAUUUGUAGGGAAAACGGAAUUGAAACGUGUAAUUGAGAUGAAAAGCAACGACAGUCAUAACUUUGAUUUGUAUAAAACUCUACGUUUUAUUCAUUGACAUUUUUCCACGUAUACCUAGGAAGUAGGUAACUUAACCGUGGAUAGACAUCUCAUAGCAAGGGAUACAUAGUUUUCUAUUCCUCAACUGUUAUAAUAGUAACUCCUUCAAACAUUCCGCAUAGUUUUUAAGUCAUGACCGCCCGUAGUGUGUACACCCCUGCGCCGGCUCCUUAAAAUGAAAUUUCAAAGUUCCAAAAAAAAAGUUCCUAAAAGAACGAGGUGGCCUUGAUUAAAUAAAUCGUGUAAUAACCUUUUCAGUCGUAAUGUUUUGGAUCUUACC
Molecule: messenger RNA, 2068 nt
Organism: Daldinia caldariorum
Lineage: Eukaryota; Fungi; Ascomycota; Sordariomycetes; Xylariales; Hypoxylaceae
Exons: 1
Coding region: 185-1327 (380 amino acids)
Source: RefSeq, a predicted model, not a curated record